Molecule: messenger RNA, 1790 nt
Organism: Klebsormidium nitens
Lineage: Eukaryota; Viridiplantae; Streptophyta; Klebsormidiophyceae; Klebsormidiales; Klebsormidiaceae
Source: the annotation of a GenBank genome assembly
UGCAGAAAUUGGCCCUGCCGAGAAGGUCAAUAUGGGUGCUCCGAGUCCUGGAGGCUGGACAUUCUUGAAAAGGCUGAGAGAAGUGGCAUAAGUUUUGGCAUGGGCACGAAUGCUUAAACGAUGUUGAACGGGCGUAAAGUGGGUGGCUUCUGCACCCUGAUCCGUAAGAUGCAGCUCAGGGCUUGAUAAGAGCUCCGGCUUGAUUGCACAGCUCAGGGCUUGAUCACACUGCUUCUUGCCUUUGCUGUCCGCACUGCAUGAAGACAAGCAAUCGGUGCCCCAUAAAUUGCCGUACAGUGAAGUUGGAAGCAGCAGCUGGGACCAGCUAUUUCCCCCUUUGAAGGGAUCCCCUCAGAUUAUCAUGGGUUUCUGGGUGUGCUGACGUAUUCAAGGAGUCGUUGGGCGGGGUUGUCAGACAUGGCAGAGGGGUCCAAAAAGUCCCCUGUGAAACUUGAGAAUGUCAGCUUUUCUGCAGAGGACGGCUGGCCUCUGAAAGGCACGUUGUUUUGGCCCUGGGCUCAGAUGAAACCAGCAGCGAGCACCACCACACCGCGAGGGGUGCUUAUCAGUUCAGCUACAGGUGUUGGCCGCUCCUUCUACUCCCGCUUUGCAUCGUUUGUUGCUCAAGAGACCGGCUGGCCUGUCUUGAUGUAUGACUACAGAGGCAAUGAGGGGGUCUUACCUGAGGCAAAAAGGAAGAAACUGCCUGAACACCCGCUUGUGGACGUCAAUGCUGACAUGAGCGACUGGGCACUUCUUGACCAGCCAGCAGCCCUGUCUUACCUGCUGGCUUACCUCCGCGACUCUGCUGUGGAAGAGGAGACGGCUGUUUCAGGCGCCGUUUUAAAACCUGAAGUCGUCAUUGUCGCACACUCCGUGGGAGGCCAUAUCGCCCCGCUUUUGCCCCCCCAUCUGGCUGCCGCCGUGCCACGUGUCCUAUUCAUUUCUGUAAAUAGCGCCUACUAUCGACAUCACCAGGUCAAGUCCCAGCUUGCGACGUAUGCCUACCUGAAAGUUGCACUGCCGAUCCUCAUAUCCAUGCACGGUUAUGCGCCGACCCAGAAGCUGGGCCUCAUGUUCGGGGAGCUGCCGUCGGGCGUGAUGGAGCAAUGGCUGCGGUGGGUGGGUCAUCCCGACUACUGCUUCAGCGAACGGGAGCUGCGCACCGUUGGGGAGGCUUGGCGCGGGAACGUUCUCGGCAUCUCGUUCGCUGACGACGAAAUCGCCAAGCCGUCCGCGUUUCCGGGGUUUACCGAUCUGUUGAAAAGCGCCCGGGUUGUGAACCUACAUCUGAAGCCGUCGGAUGUUGGUCUCGACGGCAAAGUAGGGCACGUCGGGUUUUUCUUUAGCCGGGCGAAAGAGGCGCUCUGGCGGCCAGCGCUGGAGUUCAUCAAGAAGGGGCGGGUGCCUUCGAGCUUGCAGCAGCGAAGUGCGGUUCCUCUGCAAGCCUCAAGACUCUAGUACGUAAGCGCGGCUUGCUGGGUGAGACUUGUAUCAUGGAACAUUGAACAUUGUAGAAAAUUUGAUGCGUGUUUGCUUGCACAUGUAUAGACGUGUCUGCCGUCAAAGAAAGGGACGUGUGGACCUUGCAGAAGAUAUACAACCCUGAUCUGAUUAGCUUAUAGGAAGGCCUGCUCGAAGUUGAUGACCUAGCUUGAGUCCGAGCGCUAGCUGCAUGCCUCUGAGUACGAUACUAGCCGAGUCGGGACCCAUUGAAAAUUAAAGCUAGCACAUGUACUGCAUUCAACCGCGCAGCCCUGAUUCUCCUCAUGUUUAGAUACGUGCAGACC